AAGCGUUAACAUGCUUCUAAAAAAAAAAAUUAACUAAAAACCAAACCCUUCUCUACAUUAUAUUAUAGGCCAUUAAGUCUGACGCCCUCCUUCUGCAAAACCCUGUAUAUUAAAUUAUUUAGGGGUAGCAAGAGAUACGCGAUGACACUUUUCUGUCACGUAAACUUUUGUCAUCUUAAUUUAUUUUCGGCUACUAAAAAUAUGUUUUGGCUCUUCUGGGCGAUCUAUAUAAUAAAAAAAAUCAAAUUUUCUAGUUUUCAAAUUGGUACUUGGAAAAACUAACAGACGAUAAAAGCACAACUAAACAGUUAAUCCAGAGCAGUUGAAUGCAUCAUGUUGAAACCGGCUAAAUUCCUUAUCUUCCUGGUAACAAUCCCGAUGAGCCAGGGCCUGGAGAAUUGUCAAAACCAUCCCCGAAACUUAACCUAUUACAAAAUUAAAUCAUGCUACAAAUCUCCAUCUCCAGUGGCUUUUUGGAAGAGAGUUGAUAGCCUGGAAGAAUGCUACAUAUUCGCAAGGGAAAAGUCUGGAUUAGGUUUCAACUUUAGUCCUGCGGACGCGAUCAAUUUGACCGAAGUCCACCAGCCAAAUUGCCAGGUUUUAGCUUGCCCAGAAACUGGUGAAAUUUCCUCACUAAACCUGAAUUUGGGCUACGACUACUACAGCGCCUAUGGGGAUUUGAACAAGACCAGAAACGCCACAUGCAUCAAAUCGUUGGGGCUUUUUACAUUGACCAAAAUCUCCCAGAACUACAGCCAGUCGAUAUUGGCCUGCCAGAAGAAAAAUGGGGAACUGGCCGAUGUUUCCUCGGAAAAACGAACCAUUCUCCUAUCGCAGACCAUCAAGGAGAAACUCCCUGGAUUGAAUAACGCAGCCUUUGUUGGGUUGGAUGACAUCGAAACUGAAGGAGUCUUUCGGACUAGUUUCGGAAAUCUUUUGACAUGUUCAAAAUAUAGAGCUUGGGCGCCAGGGCAUCCUCGAUCCAAAUUCCCAUCAGAAGACUGUGUGACUCUGGAUGCUGAGCAGAUGUGGAGGACUGUUAAGUGCCAUCAAGCGAAACUCAAAGCACUUUGUGAAUUGUACCCUCAACCUCCGAGUAAGGUGGAAAAAUUGCCGAUACCAGCGAAUGUGACCUGUGGUCACAUCCCCACCAAACAGAAAGUGAAAAAACGAGCAUGUUUUGAGGAGAAAAUGAUGUUUGAUCUAUACCAAAAUGCCUCCAGAGUGGACAGAUGUGCGUUGAUCGACUAUUGAAUCUAGUGGGUUCCUAACUAAGCUAAGCUGGGUAAAAUAUCUACUGUUUUCAAGUGCGUGUGAACAAUAAAAGAUGAUAAAAUUC
Molecule: messenger RNA, 1339 nt
Organism: Dendroctonus ponderosae (mountain pine beetle)
Lineage: Eukaryota; Metazoa; Arthropoda; Insecta; Coleoptera; Curculionidae
Exons: 5
Coding region: 334-1254 (306 amino acids)
Source: RefSeq, a predicted model, not a curated record